This is a messenger RNA of Frieseomelitta varia, 5396 nucleotides long. It is a transcript of the gene RpI1, whose product is annotated as DNA-directed RNA polymerase I subunit RPA1. The transcript has 6 exons. NCBI's taxonomy places the organism in Eukaryota, Metazoa, Arthropoda, Insecta, Hymenoptera, Apidae. The record is from RefSeq and is a predicted model, not a curated record. Gene Ontology annotation, molecular function: DNA-directed RNA polymerase activity; DNA binding. Bases 183 to 5285 code for a protein of 1700 amino acids. Gene Ontology annotation, biological process: DNA-templated transcription. Gene Ontology annotation, cellular component: RNA polymerase I complex.
AUGUGAUUAAAAAUUUCCUAAUAACCUAUGUGAUUUGUUAUUAUUGGCUAAAAUUUUCUUAAAAAUAUUUAUUACUAAUGCAGUUAAUGCUUAAUAUCGAUAAGGAAUAAGUAAUUUAUAGUAGGUUUAUUUAAAUUAUUUUUCUCAAAAUAUAAAAAAAGUAAGAGGACACAUUCGUCAAAAUGGUACAACAAAAGUACAACUCUUCACGUCUAACCCCAAAACAUCUAGAUCCAAAAUGCUUAAUGUUUUCUAUGUUUACUGCAAAUGAUAUAAGAAAUUUAAGUGUUACUAAAAUAAGAACGCCUUUAUCAUUUAAUAUUUUGGGACAUCCAUUGAAAGGAGGUUUAUACGAUCCAGCAUUAGGCCCUCUUUCGGAAAGUUCAGAUCCAUGUGCAACAUGUGGAUGCAAUAUAUUCAAGUGCCCAGGUCAUUUUGGGCAUAUAGAGUUACCUAUGCCAGUUGUAAAUCCAUUAUUCCAUAAAGGAUUAUGUAUGUUGAUUAAAUUAGCAUGUUUAAACUGUUUCACUUUACAAAUUCCACCUUAUGUGAAAUUGUUACUCUCUGCAAAAUUAAACUUACUUCAGCAAGGAUUUCUCAGUGAACUUGAUGGUCUAGAACAAGAAAUAAUGGUUGUUGCUGAUUUAAAUCAUACCGAUCCUUAUCAAGUUGAUACACAAGCUGUUCAAAAUGUCAUUGAUAAUUAUACUGAAAAUCUUUUCAAUAGACCAAAACUUAAUCAAUCUAUUGUACAAUAUGAUGAAAUUCAAUUAAACACUAAAAAUAUUAAUAUGCAAUGGCACACACACGUUGAAAACGUCAUUAAGCAAUAUGCAACAACUAAAAUUUGCAUUAAUUGUUUAAAAUCUAUUCCAAAAAUCACAAUAGUAAAAAAUAAAAUUAUGACAUCUAAAAUAUCAGAGUCAUCUAAUACUUCUACAACAGCACAAUUACGUAAAACAACACAUAAAUUGGAUACAGUAUUGAUAAUGCCAGAUCAAUCUAAAGAAUAUCUUAGAAAAUUUUGGCAAAAUGAGAAAGAUUUUUUAAAAGUACUUGUACCUUGCUUUGGAAUGGUAGAUAUUGAAUACCCAACUGAUAUAUUUUUUUUUGAAGUAAUACCAGUUCUACCACCUAUAGUUAGACCAGUUAAUUUUGUUAAUGGACAAAUGGUAGAACAUCCUCAAUCUCAAGUUUACAAGAGUAUCAUUCAAGAUUGUCUUGUACUUAGAAAUAUCAUUCAAACAAUUCAAGAUGGUGAUACAGAUCAAUUAUCAGAGGAGGGUAGACUUGUUUUUGAACAAAUAAAAGGCAAUACAGCAAUUGAAAAAUUACACAAUGCUUGGCAAAAUUUACAAGUAAAUGUGGAUCAUUUAAUGGAUCGUGAUAUGAACAGAACUACAGAUUCUGCAAAUUGCUUGGGAUUAAAACAAGUUAUGGAGAAGAAAGAAGGAAUUAUUAGAAUGCAUAUGAUGGGUAAAAGAGUUAAUUACGCUGCUCGUUCCGUCAUCACACCAGAUCCUAAUUUAAACAUAGAUGAAAUUGGUAUUCCUGAAGUAUUUGCAAUGAAAUUAACAUAUCCAACACCAGUUACACCUUGGAAUGUUACACAGCUAAGACAACUAGUUUUAAAUGGUCCUGAUAUACAUCCUGGUGCAGUAAUGGUUGAACACGAGGAUGGAAGUAUACAACGCAUCUCUAGUAAAGAUAUUGUCCGAAGAGAAGCUAUUGCAAAACGUCUUUUAACAACAAGUGACAAAGCAAACAAAUUUUUCAAAGGAAUUAAAAUUAUACAUAGACAUUUACAAAAUGGAGACAUUCUGUUAUUAAAUCGUCAACCAACUUUGCACAAACCCAGUAUAAUGGCUCAUAAAGCACGUAUUUUAAAGGGAGAAAAAACAUUACGUUUGCAUUAUGCUAAUUGUAAAGCUUAUAAUUCAGAUUUUGAUGGUGAUGAAAUGAAUGCUCAUUAUCCCCAAAAUGAACUAGCCAGAAGCGAAGGGUACCAUAUAGCCAAUGUGUCUAAUCAAUACCUUGUGCCAAAAGAUGGUACUCCAUUAAGUGGUCUCAUUCAAGAUCAUGUAGUUUCUGGUGUUCGUUUAACAAUGAGAGGAACAUUCUUUUCACGUGAAGAUUAUAUGCAACUAGUUUAUGCUGCUUUAUCUACAAUACAAGAUAAUAUAAUUGUUCUUCCUCCCAGUAUAGUAAAACCCAAACCUUUGUGGUCUGGUAAACAAAUUGUAUCGACUGUUAUCAUUAACGUUAUUCCACCAAAUCAACCACGUAUUAAUCUAACGGCAAAUGCCAAGAUCAAUGUAAAUGAAUGGCAAGUUGAAAAAGCACGGCGUUGGAAAUGUGGUAAUGAAUUUUCAGAUCCUAAAACAAUGUCAGAAGCUGAAGUAAUAAUACGAAAUGGAGAAUUGUUAUGUGGUGUACUUGAUAAAACACAUUAUGGUGCAACUCCAUUUGGUCUUGUACAUUGUAUUUUUGAAUUGUAUGGGGGGACAUGCUCUUCAAAAUUAUUAAGUGCCUUUGGUAAAUUAUUUCAAGCUGCUUUGCAGAGAAACGGAUUUACACUUGGCAUUGAAGAUAUUUUAUUGUUAAGAAAAGCAGACAAGAAACGUAAAGAAAUUAUUUCUAAAUGUAGAGAAAUUGGAGAAAAUGUCCAAAGAUCAGUGCUGGAAUUACCUAAUGAUACACCUAUGGACAUUGUUACAACUAAAAUUGAAGAACUUUAUUGGAAUGAUCCUAAAUUUCGUGUUCAAGUCGAUCGAAAAUAUAAAAGUGCAUUAGAUGUCUAUACUAAUGAUAUAAAUCGAACAUGUCUGCCAGCUGGUCUUUUAAAAAAAUUUCCAAAUAAUAAUCUGCAGUUAAUGGUUCAAUCUGGUGCGAAGGGUUCCACUGUAAAUACUAUGCAAAUAUCUUGUUUACUUGGACAAAUCGAAUUAGAAGGAAAAAGACCACCUUUAAUGAUCAGUGGCAAAAGUCUUCCAAGUUUCCCUGCAUAUGACCCUUCACCAAGAGCUGGUGGAUUUAUUGAUGGUAGAUUCAUGACAGGAAUCAAACCUCAAGAAUUCUUUUUUCACUGUAUGGCUGGCCGUGAAGGUCUCAUUGACACUGCUGUAAAAACUAGUAGAUCAGGCUAUUUACAAAGAUGUCUCAUCAAACAUCUUGAAGGAUUAAUUAUUAAUUAUGAUUCAACAGUACGAGAUUCAGAUGGUAGUUUGGUACAAAUUUAUUAUGGCGAAGAUGGGCUCGAUGUAUCAGGUUCACGCUUUUUAAAAAAGGAGCAAUUGAGUUUUUUAAUAAAUAAUAAAAAUGUGAUUCUUAAUGAAGAAAUAAUAAAAUACUUAAAAGAAAAUUCAGAUACAAGUACAAUUUUAAAAUUAGUAAAAAGAAUUAAAAAAUGGGAAAAUAAAAAUGGAAAUGCAUUACAAAAAAGGAGAAUUAAUCCAUUUACAAAAUUUUCAAGAGAAAAUAUGAACAUUAAACAAUCGAAGUACAUGGAAAUCAAUAAAAACAGUGGGAGAAGCAAAGCUGCUCUUUCAAUGAUGAAAAAGUGGAUAAGAACUAGUGAAGAAGAUAAAAAAUGGAUUUAUACUGAAUGUGCAAAAUGUCCUGAUCCAGUAAUGUCAAAAUAUAGACAAGAUAUAGAUUUUGGUGUACUUUCUGAAAGAUUAGAAAAUUUAAUAGAUGAAUAUGUAGCCAGCAAUUCUAUUAUGAAAAAAAAAGAUUUAAGAGAUCUUCUGUCUAUGAAAGUAAUGAAAAUUAUUUGUCCUCCUGGAGAACCAGUAGGUUUAUUAGCAGCACAAUCAAUAGGAGAGCCAUCAACUCAAAUGACUUUAAAUACUUUUCAUUUUGCUGGUCGUGGAGAAAUGAAUGUUACUUUGGGUAUACCCAGAUUACGUGAAAUACUUAUGAUGGCAUCGAAAAAUAUUAAAACACCUAGCAUGGAAAUACCAUUUCGAAAAGACUUGAAAAACAUAACAAAACGCGCAAAUAAAUUAAAAUUGAAGCUAACAAAAUGCAUUUUAUCUAAUGUUUUAGAUAAUAUUACUAUAUAUAGGAAAAUCGAACAAUGGCCACAUAGACAAUUAGUGUAUACCAUGACUGUUAAUUAUCUUCCAUAUAAAUCUUAUAAAUCCGAAUUUUGCGUUCAGCCACAUGAGAUAUUGAAAAAAACUGAAGAAGUGUUCUUUAAAGAAAUAUUUAAAGAAAUUAAAAAGAUUGCUAAAGUAACAAAUACUUUAUUACAUAUAGAAGAGGAAAAGAAAUCUAUGUAUGAAGACGAUGCUUUAUUAGAUCAAGCAGAAGUUGAUGAAGUAGAAUCCUUCAAAGCACGUUCAAAUUUAGGAGAAAUGCACGAGUCUUCAGAUGAAGAAAUAGCAGCAGAAGAUGCAGAUGCAACUUUACUACGAACAAUUUCACGUCACAAAGAAAACCAAGAAUAUGAAGAUCCAGAAGAUGAAGAAGAAAUAGAAGAUAUAAAUGAAAAAGUUGAUGAGAAUGAAAAUGAAAAAUUAGAAACUAACGAACAACAACAAAAUGAAGAUGAUGAUACAGAAAAUGAGUGUGUUAUAGAUGAAAUUUAUAAUAAAGAGAGAAAGAAGCAUAUUCAAAAUAUGUAUAAUAAUGUAAUAGAGUAUGAUUAUGACCAGAAUAAAUUCACAUGGUGUAAAUUAAAAUUUUCGUUACCUCUCAAGUUGUUAAAAUUGGACUUAUCAACAAUAAUUAGAAAUGUUGCAAAUAAAAUUGUCUUAUGGGAGGUGCCUUGUGUAAAACGUGCUUUUAUAUUUCAAAAUAAUGAUGGAGAAACAAUUCUUAAAACUGAUGGUAUCAAUAUAGUAGAAAUGUUCAAAUAUGAUAAUUCUUUACAUCUAAACAAAUUGUAUUCUAAUGACAUUUAUGCUAUUUCUCAAACAUAUGGUAUUGAAGCUGCUAACAGAGUUAUUAUAAGAGAAGUGAGAGAUGUAUUCAAGAUGUAUGGAAUUACAGUUGAUUCUAGACAUCUGUCUUUAAUUGCGGAUUAUAUGACUUUUGAUGGUAGAUUUCAACCUCUCAGUCGUAAAGGAAUGGAAGAUUCAGCAUCUCCAUUGCAACAAAUGAGCUUUGAAAGUUCCCUCAAUUUUCUGAAGAACGCAACUUUACAAGGAAAACGAGAUAAUUUAAUAUCUCCUUCUAGUCGAUUAAUGUUAGGCCAACCUUCUAAAUCUGGUACUGGAUUAUGUUCAUUAUUGGUAAAAAUACAGAAACAAUCGGACACUACAUUGUCAGUAGGUGGAUAAUGAGAAAUAAAUGGUUUUAUAUUAAGACUAAACUAUUAGAUAGAUGAAAUUAUGUACAUAAAUUUAAUUUUUUAUGACAGUAAAAAAUAAUUGUAUGUAUAUUUUUUAUAA